Entamoeba histolytica HM-1:IMSS is the source of this 462-nucleotide messenger RNA. RefSeq names its product nuclear movement protein, putative. The record is from RefSeq and is a predicted model, not a curated record. The transcript has a single exon. The coding region runs from base 1 to 462 and encodes 153 amino acids. Gene Ontology annotation, biological process: protein folding. NCBI's taxonomy places the organism in Eukaryota, Evosea, Mastigamoebida, Endamoebidae. Gene Ontology annotation, cellular component: cytoplasm.
AUGGCUGGAUGGAAACCAUCUCCUUAUGUUAAAUAUGGAUAUACCGAAAAGAAGUAUAAAUGGACUCAGACACCUGAAGAUGUAACAUUAACAAUAGAAUUACCUGAUGAAAACUUAAAAACAAAAACAGAUAUUCAAAUAAUAAUGAAAACAAAUAAAUUUGAAAUGAUUAUUAAAGGAGAAGUUUAUAUUGGAGGAGAAUUAGAACAUGCUAUUAAUGUAGAUGAUUCUACAUGGACUAGGGAUGGAAAAAUAAUUGAAGUCAUUCUUUCUAAGGGUAUGGAUACAAAAGGUGAUGGAGAAGGAUGUUGGUGGGGAUGUGUGAUUAAAGGAGAUCAUGUCAUUGAUGUUAAAAGAAUGGAAUCAACAAAAUACCUUGAUGACUCUCUUCUUAAAAAAUUAGCUGAAAAAGACAAAGAAGAAGCUGAAGGUAAAGAAGAAAAGGAAGAAGAAGAUGAUUAA